Molecule: messenger RNA, 910 nt
Organism: Aspergillus fijiensis CBS 313.89
Lineage: Eukaryota; Fungi; Ascomycota; Eurotiomycetes; Eurotiales; Aspergillaceae
Product: flavin-dependent quinone reductase
Exons: 3
Coding region: 234-827 (197 amino acids)
Cellular component (GO): cytosol
Molecular function (GO): oxidoreductase activity; FMN binding
Source: RefSeq, a predicted model, not a curated record
AAUGGUGAAAGCCAUGGCGAGACUGGGAGCUGGUGGAAGCGGGAGAGUUGGGGGAGGAAUGGACACCCCUGCGAGCUGAGAAGGCGAUAAUGGUAUAUAAAUCAUGAAAUCUUAAGCCUGGAUGAAAGCAUACAUACGAUCAAAGUCACACCGAGGACUUCUGUGUACCCUCCACGAAGCAUCGCCUUCGAUUCCACCCCUCCCGACAAAUCCUAAAAAAACCAGAAGCAACCAUGCCAACAACUGGCCUUAUCGUAUGCAGCACACGUUCACCCCGUGCCGGGCUUCAAAUCAGCACCUUCAUCCACGAGACCAUCAAGCAAGCACAUCCGCAAGCAAGCAUCACAGUCAUUGACCUCGCAGAAUGGAACCUACCACUAUAUAACGAGCCGGGGAUCCCGUCGCGUAUCACAUCAGCUGAGGGUUACGUUCACGAGCACACCAAGGCCUGGUCGCGGGAGAUUUCGCGCUACGAUUCAUUCAUUUUCGUCACCCCCCAGUACAAUUGGGGAUACCCUGCGAGUCUCAAGAAUGCGAUCGACUAUCUCUUCAAUGAAUGGAAGGGAAAGCCGGUGAUGGUUGUCAGUUAUGGCGGUCAUGGGGGCGGCAAAGCCGCGGCGCAGUUGCAGCAGGUGCUGCAGGGAUUGAGAAUGGUGCCCCUGGAGAGCACGGUUGGAUUAACCUUUCCCGAGAAGGAGAUCAUGGCACGCGCCGCGAUGGGGGAGGAUCUGGGGUUGGGAGGAGAGGGGGGUCUCUGGGCAGGAGAGAAGGAAGCAAUCCAGGGCUUAUUCGGGGAAUUGGUGGGAGUAGUGGAGAAGUCGAGAUGAUUGUGUCAUAAGUUGUCUGAUAGGCGGUGUAUGUCCAUGAUUGUGGCGUUCAGGUGUUACCCGGUGUCCCCGAGCCACAGACC